ACAUCGGCAGGUGGAUUCUUGACCACUGAGCCACCUGGGAAGCCCUGCAUAUACGUAUAUGUGUAUAUAUAUAAAAGGUUUGAGUGUAUUAACUAGUCCAUGGAAAAUAAGUCUUCAAUAAGCUGAGAUGCAUGCAUAGUGAGUAUUUAGUAGAUGCAGACUUUUUGUUGUUGUUUUGUUUUGCUGUUUUAAGCUGACUAUUCCUAAAUCAGUUUUACUGGGCAUGCAUUUUAUCUUUUUUUUCUUCUUUUUUUUAAUGUUCCACUGGCUAAGAUUAGAGUCCCAAAAGUAAAAAAUGUAAGUACUGUGUUUGCUUUCCCAUUUGCUCAUUUUUUCCCCAGUCUGCGUAGGGGUGAUGUAAAGAUGUAAAGUGAUGUAGAAUGUGGGCAAAGAUGAUAUUCCCAGAGCCUGUUUGCCAGUCAACCCUAGGGGAUCUCCUGCCUUAUUAGCUGUACAUUCUGCCUCUGCCCACAGUUCUUGAGUCCUUGCCUGUUUCAGACCCCUUCCUGUUAGAGUCACUGGUUGGGCAGGGCCGUGCCAGGAGGCUUAGGCAGCAGGCCCAUUCAACAAAGACAGGACCAGAGAAGGCACGCAAAUCAAAGCAUUCUCAGGGCUUCCUACUUCAAUCUGUUAAAAAAAAAAAUGUGUGUGGUUGCGUGUGUUUUCGAUGGAGUCACCAAAUAAAUUUCAAAGGCAAAACAGAAAUUAGUACCGCAUGAGCUCUGUGACAUUUGUUAAAGGUCUUUGGAGAAGAUGACAAAACAGGGAACUUCCCACAUCCAUGGGCCCUGAGGUUUGGUGCAAACAUUGUGUGUGAAAAAUCAAUAAACAUGUACCUCGCCACUGAAUUUUCUGAGGGUGGACUUAUUACCCUUGUUCCCAGAGAGUCACCAGGCUUCGGAAGAGGUCUUGUCAUUUUGAUUUUCAUAUGAGUCACUGGGUCUCUUGCCCCCAGAGGCACUUGGUUGUGAUUCAGUGUGGAACAUGCUGAAAGGACUCGGCUUCCGGGAGUCCGUGGUGCGGUGGGGGUUGUGGUGGUUCCGCGUUGGCAUGAGGCUUAAUCGACACCUUUGAUGUAGCCUAAGACAGAACCCGCACCUCCCACUGCUGCCUGGAAGACGUCAGCCUUACGCAGGAAAGGCAUCUGCUGAUGAAUCCUGCAUCUCAUUCAGCCUGCUCUGGGAGCAGCCUUAACCAUCCUUAACUAAUCCAGCCGCUUCCCUCCUCCUCCCUCCGCGGUGCUGGGUUUAGUGCUGAGAAGGGAUUUCGCUUCUUGCUCUUGUCAGGUUAGGCACUGAGACUGUGUCCAUGUUAGAACUCAUAGAAGUUAAUGGAACCCCGGGUAGUCAGCUCUCUACUCCGCGCUCGGGCAAGUCUCCUAGCCCAUCACCCACCAGCCCCGGAAGCCUGCGGAAGCAGAGGAGCUCUCAGCAUGGCGGCUCCUCCACUUCCCUCGCGUCCACCAAAGUCUGCAGCUCAAUGGACGAGAACGACGGACCCGGAGAAGAAGUGUCGGAGGAAGGCUUCCAGAUUCCAGCCACAAUAACAGAACGAUAUAAAGUCGGAAGGACAAUAGGAGAUGGAAAUUUUGCUGUUGUCAAGGAAUGUGUAGAAAGGUCGACUGCUAGAGAGUAUGCCCUGAAAAUUAUCAAGAAAAGCAAGUGUCGAGGCAAAGAGCACAUGAUCCAGAACGAGGUGUCUAUCUUGAGAAGAGUGAAGCACCCCAAUAUUGUUCUUCUGAUCGAAGAGAUGGACGUGCCAACGGAGCUGUAUCUUGUCAUGGAAUUAGUAAAGGGAGGAGACCUCUUCGAUGCCAUCACCUCCACUAACAAAUACACUGAGCGAGAUGCCAGCGGGAUGCUGUACAACCUGGCCAGCGCCAUCAAAUACCUGCACAGCCUCAACAUCGUCCACCGUGACAUCAAACCAGAGAAUCUGCUGGUGUAUGAACACCAAGAUGGCAGCAAAUCGCUGAAGCUGGGUGACUUUGGACUGGCUACCAUUGUAGAUGGCCCCCUGUACACCGUGUGUGGUACCCCGACAUACGUAGCUCCCGAAAUCAUUGCAGAGACUGGAUAUGGCCUCAAGGUGGACAUCUGGGCGGCUGGUGUCAUUACUUACAUCCUGCUGUGUGGUUUCCCUCCAUUCCGUGGAAGUGGUGAUGACCAGGAGGUGCUUUUUGAUCAGAUUUUGAUGGGGCAAGUGGACUUCCCUUCUCCAUACUGGGAUAACGUUUCCGAUUCUGCAAAGGAGCUCAUCACUAUGAUGCUGCUGGUGGAUGUCGAUCAGCGAUUUUCGGCCGUGCAGGUCCUCGAACAUCCCUGGGUUAACGAUGACGGCCUCCCAGAAAAUGAACAUCAGCUGUCAGUAGCAGGAAAGAUAAAGAAGCAUUUCAACACAGGUCCCAAACCGAAUAGCACAGCAGCUGGAGUUUCUGUCAUAGCACUGGACCACGGGUUUACCAUCAAGAGAUCAGGGUCUUUGGACUACUACCAACAACCAGGAAUGUAUUGGAUAAGACCACCGCUCUUGAUAAGGAGAGGCAGGUUUUCCGACGAAGACGCAACCCGGAUGUGAGGAGCCGGUACAAGGCCCAGCCAGCUCCACCGGAACUCAACUCGGAGUCGGAAGACUACUCGCCGAGCUCCUCCGAGACUGUUCGCUCCCCAAACUCGCCCUUUUAAUAAGACCCUUUUACCCGAAGUCCUAGCUUAACCCUUUGAUACUCUGAGGUUUGUUACCCCCCCCCCCCAAAUUUAUGUCAAACAGUUUCAUCUGAUCUACCUAGCACUCAAUGCUUGAAUGGCCGAGCAGAACAGUGUGUUUUUCUGGUAUCCUUGUAGCGAUUUCCCUUUUGCUGAAUGAGACUGUGACAUGUUGUUGGUGAAGAUGACAACUUGCUGCUAAUUGGGUCCUCAAAGGGUUAAGGCUAUUUUGCGACUUUUAAAAUGUAGAAGCAAUGAAUGUUUUCAUCAGUGGAGCUAGGCUCUGCAGUAUGUAACAUAGCACGUGUUAACCCUCUGAGUGCAUGGGAUUUUAUGGAGAAUGCUUGAGGGAAUCUUUCAGGCCUCUGGAUUUAUAUGCACAUGUUUCUUGAUUUUGCUGCAGAUUAAGGGGUUAUUAGAUGCUGAGAUGUCCAGACAGGAAGAGCGUCUAGCAUGCUGUCUUGCUUGUCCUUUUUUUGUGGGUUCAGAACAUUGCAGGUUUAUAACUUAAGCAUCAGCAUCCCUUUCCUCUUCACAUCCUAUUAAGAAAGGGACUUUUUAAAAGAAAGAGGUCUCACUGCCUGCUGCGCUGAGUCCUACAUCCCACGUGGAGGGACCUGGAUCUAUGGCCAACAGCCUGACCCAGGAUAUAGAUGGUGGCCCCCCUCCCCCAAAUAACCUCCAUUUGAAGACGUGCUGAUGACGCCCCAGAAAUGCUGCUUCCACUUCAGCUGCUACUACUGCCAGUGCAGACCCUCAGGAAGUCACCAUAGCUUGCCCUGUACUUGGUGAGUCAGGGUCUGCCUGCUCAGUAUGAAACAUCUACAGGAAAAAAAUAAACAAACUGGUGGAAAAGAGCAAUAAAUUGCCAGGUGCUCUACAGGGCUGGAAUGUCAAACAGGCAGAGGCAACAAGACCCUGUUCUUUGUCUCAUCUGCUUUUUUCACACAGUUCAGUCUUCAGUGUGAGAUCCACACAGAGUAUGAAGUCCAUACACAGAAUAUGAAGCCCAUACACAGGAGGAGCGCCCGGGACUGGGCGCCCAGAGCCGAGUGCUUUGCAAGGUGGCCAAGGAGAAAGCAGAGUGGACCAGCAGUCUAGAAUAGUCUCAAAACGCUUUUUAAUGAAAUAAACCUUCGGUGAGAUGAUUCCAUGUGCACCUUUAGGAUACUUACAUAUAGUCUCAGGGAGAACAGGAUGGGAGACCUAGAGGGUAUCCCUGAGGGUAAAACUUCCGCUCCCUAGGAUGACUUUUAUAUAGCACUGUCUUUAGCUGUCCAGAGAGAGAUGCUAUUUUCUUUCUUUGGCCCAAGUCCUGUCCAACAGCUGUAUUUUACUCCUGUUUCCAAAUCUUUCUCCCUAGCCCUCUGUCUCCCCUAGAGUGUGUUACGCUUGGAAUGGGGGCCUGCAGCAGCCUGCCGUCACUGCUUAGGUGCAGGGAAGAGGCUGGCCGGGGUGUUUGGCAAGGCGGGGUUUGUCCCAACUCAGAUGUCCUCCUGAGGUUUGCUUCGCUCCCUGGCCCAGGAGACAACCACGAUGGCUCAUGAAAUUUGCAUCUAAAUGGCUGGACAGUACUCACGGUCUCCGCUCUGAGGUAUACUCCGACACCUGAAAGUCUUGAAAUGUGUGUGCAGCUCUUCCACAGUCAGUUCUUGACUUUGAGACACAGAUCGGUCUUCAGUGACCGCCUUUUACUCUUCAACUGAUAAACGUAUGGUCUCUAUUACUAUCAAUGUAAAAAUUACAGCAUGCCGUGACUGCACCAUGGUCCCCCCCAACUCCCGCAGCCCCCCGAGUUUUUGACUCUUCCACGUUUAGGUUUAUCUCUUCUGUGUUGUCUUGCCAUGUAAAUAUUAGGUCAUUUACUGAGAGCACCCCUCACCUUUUUUUUAAGAGAGUCCUGAAACCUAACACACAACGUCACAAAGUAGCACAAUCAGUUGGGUUUUCUGUCGAAGACGGGGAGGGCAGGACACCAGGAAGGUAUGGUGUGUAGGUAGAUUCCUUACAGUAAAGUACCCAAAACUGGUCAGAAAUUACUGCUUUCUCUAGAACUCUAAAGCAAAACACUAUUCAAAGUAAGACGAAGGAGCAGGUUCCUGGAUUGGCCUCAAUUAUAAAUGUGUGAAUAUGAAGAAAGCCUAUGCGUGGAGACCUACCUGCAGUAAGAUUGUGGUUUUCCUUGGGCCUCCCUGGCAGCCCAGUUGGUAAAGAAUCCGCCUGCAAUGCAGGAGACCCCAGUUCUAUUUCUGGGUCGGGAAGAUCCCCUGGAGAAGGAAUAGGCUACCUACCCCAGCAUUCUUGGGCUUCCCUUGUGGCUCAGCUGGGAAAGAACCCACCUGCAAUGCGGGAGACCUGGGUUUGAUCCCUGGCUUGGGAAGAUCCCCUGGAGAAGGGAAAGGCUACCCACUCCAGUAUUCUGUCCUGGAGAAUUCCAUGGACUGUAUAGUCCAUGGGGUCACAAAGAGUUGGACACGACUGAGCAACUUUCAAUUCACUUUCUUUCUCUGAAUUACUGCUUUUCCCGUGGGCAUUGUGUCUAUGAUGCCAGCAUCUAGCGUGCAUACCUUACAGCGCAUGGCUCAGGCCUUUCUCACCCAAGUCUUGAAGGACUGUGGACCGUGUCAAGCUGUGGCCUGUUUCCCAUAACACUGCAGAGGGGCCACUCGGAAGAAUGCAGAGCCAUUCAGCAUGGGGAUCCCAGCGCAUCGCUGCAGAAUUUGAGUGAUCUAUGCUGAAUAAAUAGUGGAAUGUGACCUGUCAAGUAGAAAUAUUGAGUAAUCAGAUGGAAUGCAAUCUUUUCAGCACUAAGCUAUCGAGAUCCUGAAUGUCAGAGAUGUACUCAGAGGGUUAACAGACAAGCACAAGGCAUGCUGAUUACGUGGGUGUACCCAGACUGCUUUUGCUUUUUAGCCAGUGCUAAUUUUUUUCACGACAUUCUUGGGAUAGUUCAAGUUUGAAAUAAUUAAGUGGUGGUGUUCUUUAAGGAAUUUCUAUAACCAAAUUGAUCUUAUUUUUUAUUUCACUUUAUUAGAGAAUAAAUAUGUACCAUUAUGGCAGUGUAUCUCUGUACUUAUCAAUUUAAUCAUUGCCACAAGUGUCCCCAUAUUUUUCUUUUCUACGUAUUUAAUAUAGCUUUUAUGGUGAUGGCCUGGUGAUGGGGACUGUCUUUCCUCUAUUGAUACAUGACCAACCAUAUGGUAUUUUCAAGGGGAAUUUUAAGAUUCAUUUUGUUUCAGUUUUGGUAGUAGACUAGUUAAGGAAAAACUCUUUCAUUACUUGCAUCAUGUAAACCAUCUCUGUAGAUGAGAACCGUUCAUAUUGAUGACACAUUUUUUUUUCCUCAGCACUGUAGCAGAAACCAUUUAUUCUCAUAAUCAAUGCAUAUGUGAUUUGCUCCAUAUCGUUAGAAGGAAAAGUAAGAUUUUGGUCAUUGAAAAUGUUUUUUCUGUAGCCCUCAUCUGAUUUUACACGUGGUGCAUACUAAAAUAAGCCAAGAAAAAAAAUGCAAAUAAACUACUGAAAAUGC
Cervus elaphus (red deer) is the source of this 6234-nucleotide messenger RNA. RefSeq names its product doublecortin like kinase 1 (gene DCLK1). Gene Ontology annotation, biological process: axoneme assembly; intracellular signal transduction; retina development in camera-type eye. Gene Ontology annotation, molecular function: microtubule binding; protein kinase activity; ATP binding. Gene Ontology annotation, cellular component: neuron projection; axoneme. The record is from RefSeq and is a predicted model, not a curated record. Lineage: Eukaryota; Metazoa; Chordata; Mammalia; Artiodactyla; Cervidae. The transcript has 14 exons. Bases 1309 to 2577 code for a protein of 422 amino acids.